AUGAAUUCGCACACUUCGGGUUGUGUUUCUUCCGCGAUAUUCCGGAAGGUUAUAAAUCACAUUAUUAUCGACCUUGGACUAGCCUCAUUGUUUGAGCGGGAAAGCUCCUCAGUAAAAAAACGGGCAAAAUGGACCCAGCCAAAUUGCGGAAUUUCAGAGUUGGUAGGGCUUUUAGAGCUAUGGGAAUCGCAACGAUUGUGUCUACUGCGGUCUUACGAUCCUCAGUUGGAAUGGAAUGUUUUAUUAAAUUCUGGAAUAUUAAAAACUGUCAAUAAAGAUGGAAGUCUUGUCGAUCUGCAAGACUAA
Schistosoma bovis is the source of this 306-nucleotide messenger RNA. The record is from the annotation of a GenBank genome assembly. Lineage: Eukaryota; Metazoa; Platyhelminthes; Trematoda; Strigeidida; Schistosomatidae.